This is a messenger RNA of Phacochoerus africanus (Common warthog), 745 nucleotides long. RefSeq names its product G protein subunit gamma transducin 1 (gene GNGT1). The record is from RefSeq and is a predicted model, not a curated record. Gene Ontology annotation, cellular component: heterotrimeric G-protein complex. Lineage: Eukaryota; Metazoa; Chordata; Mammalia; Artiodactyla; Suidae. Gene Ontology annotation, biological process: G protein-coupled receptor signaling pathway. Gene Ontology annotation, molecular function: G-protein beta-subunit binding. The transcript is spliced from 4 exons. The coding region runs from base 338 to 607 and encodes 89 amino acids.
AGGGGAGGAGACGUUCCUGGAGGAGAAUGGAGCUUUCCAGUUUUCCCAGCACCGCUUACUGAAGAGAUUGUUGCCACUUUUAUUGAACAUAACUUUGGAAGUCUUAGCCACGAUAAUCAGAGAAGAAAUAAAAGGAAUCUGAAGUGGAAAAGAAGUGAAACUCUAGCUGUUUGCAUAUGACAUAAUACUACACAUAGAAAAUCCUAGAAUAAUACUAUACACAGAACACUACUAGAGCUCAUCAAGAAAUUCAGUAAAGCUGCAGGAUACAAAAUCAAUACACGGAAAUCUAAAGUGAUUCUUCAAAGCCACUGCCAAGUGGAAAACAUUUUCCAAAAUGGAGAAAAGUUGUGCAAAGGACAAUGUCAGCAGCAGGCCAAAGAUGCCAGUGAUCAAUAUUGAGGACCUGACAGAAAAGGACAAAUUGAAGAUGGAAGUUGACCAGCUCAAGAAAGAAGUGACACUGGAAAGAAUGCUGGUGUCCAAGUGUUGUGAAGAAGUAAAAGAUUACGUUGAAGAAAGAUCUGGGGAGGAUCCAUUAGUAAAGGGUAUCCCAGAGGACAAAAAUCCCUUCAAGGAGCUCAAAGGAGGCUGUGUGAUUUCAUAGAGAAAAAAAAAUGUAAUUCCAUGGAAUAUCUUGAGCUUUAAUGACAAUACUAAAUUUUGGUCAUCUGUAGUAAUACUAUUAAGCAUGUGCAUGAACUUCUAAAUUAUAAGUUUCAAUAAAACUAGGAAUGUGGUAAUG